UGGAAAACCACUUCGAACGAAACCUUGAUUGUCUGAGAGCAAAUGUGGUGCCCGCAUUUACCAGUGACUGGCAUUAAACUCUCGAAAAAGCCGAAGGAAUUGCACGCUUGUAAUAUAAAUCUGUGAACAUAUUCAUAGAUUCGAGACAAAAGCGCAAGAGAUGAAGGAGACGUGUAAUUUGCACUUGAGUGACCACUUUUAGGUGUACAUUUGGUAACCGGGUGGCUCUGAAGAUCAGGGUUGCCAUGGAGAUGUCUUGGGAUGAAGACUCUGGGAAUGCUGAUGUUGGGGAGCUGCUUCUGAGCAUUCAUCUGGAGAGGUACCAGGACAGCUUCAGGCAGCAUGGCUUCCACACGGCUAAAGACUUCAUCCACCUUGACAAUGAGAUACUCCUUCAGAUGGGGAUAACAGCUACAGGCCACCGGAAACGGAUUUUGAAACUUGCGCAGCAGGCGCCGCAGGGGGAUUUACCACAAGACAUUGAGCCGUUUUGGGAUGGGCCUCAGCCAGAUCCUGCUCGUGACGAAGCACCUCCAGAGGAACCGGCAUCCCUAUGGGAUCUGAAGCAGCUUCCCAACAACUGCCUUCCAGGCAUCCCUGGUGCAACCACAGAACCACACAGAGAUCAGGCAGAAGCUGUGGAGAAGCCAAUCCCCAAACCCAGAACUAUUUUCAACAAACCAAAAACAGAACCUCCAAUCGAACCCCCUCAGAAAUGCACUUCAAACUCCGUCAUCGUUCUGGAAGGUUUCGUUCUGGGGGAAUCUAGCACUGAUGUUGAGGAGCAUGGCUCUGAACUGGGAGAGGACAGGUUAUCAAACUGUGGCUCGCUGGAGUCCCUAGUGAAGGAAGAGCAGUCUGCAGGGAUCCUACCUCCAGUUCCUCCUCGAAUCCACAUGGGGAUCCCACCGGCCAGUUUCACAGGGCAUGGCUCACCUGGCAGAGGAGAACAGGACAAGCUCAGCACCCCACCUCUCUCAUCCUCCCCCGGCUCCUGCUUCAGCUUUAGGGAGGUGGCCAGCUCCACGCCGCCCACCCCUCCUUAUCCAGAAAUGGAAAUGGUCUCCAAUGAGAUUUACUCAGGCCUCAGCCAGAGUCAGUUGGGUGUUACAGCGAGUGCGCUGGAGAUGCGCAGGAACAGACCUGUCCCACUGCCCCCAGCUAGACUGGAAGCCAGCUCAUCCCUGGAAAAAUCCAGCACUUUAAAAAGCAGUGCAGAGGAACCCCCAUCAGUACCUGUGCCUACCAAGAGAAUCCUGGGUGACAUUUCACUCAGAGAGGCUUCCCUUUUUUCUGCAGUUCACCAGGAGGAAGUGAUCAGCCCAUACUGUGAAACCGUGUUCCAGAGAGACAGACAUAAUCGGGAACAAAAGACUACUCGAGCUCAGACUGAGGGCACUGGACACUGCAAACAGGAUGAUGUGGGGGAUUCUGGACGGAGAGCUCUCUUGAAGGAACAGCGGAUUUCCCAAAUUCUUCUCAGCGAGUCAGAAGGCUACUCCAUGGUGGGGGAGCACCAUGCGCCCAGCCAGAGCUUCUCCCUCCCCCCAGACAUGUACGCUGACGAGAUGGGAGACGACAUGACCAUCUCCCCCUACGCCAGCUUCACCUCCCUCCCUGACAGGGCCCAGCCCAUCAUCAGCGGCUGGUUGGAAAAGCUGUCCCCGCAGGGGAACUAUGUAUUCCAGAAACGCUUUGUCAAGUUUGAUGGGAAGAAUUUGAUGUACUUCAGCAACGACAAGGAAGUUUACCCUAAAGGAGUGAUCCCUCUGGCAGCAAUCCAGAUGGCUCGUGCAGCGAAGGACAAUAAGUUUGAGAUUGUCACGAGCCAAAGGACAUUUGUGUUCCGCGCUGACACUGAAGUACAGCGUAAUGAGUGGUCCAGCACACUUCAGAACAGAGUCAAGGAUCAGCUGGUCUUCUCCAGGCCUCGGUUUGGGCCGGGCAGCCACUGCCAGAAGAGUGGCUACCUGGAGCUGAAGGGAACCAAGUCCAAGGUCUACGUUGCCAUCAACACUGAUCAAGUGUGGCUGCACAAGAAUGAACAGGGUUUUAAAAAUGGAAUUGGAAUAACUUUGAUCGACGUCCGCGGUUCAACGAUCAGGGACAACAAAAGCAAGAGCUUUGAGCUGAUAUCCCCCUUUAAAGUGUUCAGCUUCACCGCGGAGUCAGAGCGUGAGAAGAAGGAGUGGAUGGAGGCUUUGCAGGAGUCCAUCGCAGAGACCCUCUCUGAUUACGAGGUGGCUGAGAAGAUCUGGUCCAACCGCUCCAACAGGACCUGUGCGGACUGCAAGGCCUACAACCCAGACUGGGCCUCCAUCAACCUCUGCGUGAUCAUCUGCAAGAACUGUGCAGGUCAGCAUAGAGGACUGGGCACCACCAUUUCUAAAGUUCAGAGCCUGAAACUGGAUACGAGUGUGUGGAGCAAUGAAAUAGUCCAGCUCUUCAUCAUGCUGGGGAAUGAGAAGGCCAAUGCAUUCUGGGCGGCUCGGCUCCCCUCUGGGGACGAGUUGGACUCCGAUGCCUCUCCAGACCAGCGCAGAGAGUUCAUUGGGCUCAAGUACCGGGACGGGAAGUACCGGCUCCCCCACCCCCACUUCAGCACGCAGGAGGAGCUGCUCAAGGCACUGUGCGCAGCCACUGUGGAGCAGAAUCUCCUCAAAACAGUGACUCGGAUCUUCUCAGAGGUGGAGGCGGCUGAUGUAACAGACACAAACGGAUAUGACAAUUCCAGGAACUUGUACGAAACCCACCUUUACAGCACAGAUUUCAGCUCAUCGGAUGACUGUGGCUCAGGAAGUGUGUACGAUGAGAUCAUGCAGUCUGUGUUGCAUUCUGGGUACCUCUACAAGUCAACAUCCACCAGCAAAGGGACAACAACAAAGAAACCCAGAGAAGAGUUCCAAAAGCAGUGGUGCUCUUUGGAACGGUCCCUGCUCUUCUACGAGACUGACAAGAGCACCGAGCCCAGCAUGAAGAUCGAGCUCAGUGACAUCAUCUGUUUAGGAGUCACCCGGCCUGCUUCACUGACCAGCCCUGGCCCUUUUGACAGAUUCAGAUACACUUUUGAGCUUUACUUAUCCUCAGAGAAGCUGUACCAGUUUGGGGUUGAGAGUCCCGAGGCUCUGCACAGCUGGACAAGUGCCUUAGGAAAGGCAUGCACCCCGCUCAGCUGUCACUGUCUGCUGGGCCGGGAGUUUGAGCGCGUGGGCCGGCUCCGCUACAAGGCCAUGCUGGAUCCCGAGCAGUGGAAGGAGGGCUACUUUGUGCUGCAGAAAUCCAACCUGUUCAUCUGUCCCGGGAGCGAUGGGGCCGCGGAGGACAGCAUCAACCUCAAGAGGUUGCAGGAACUCAGCAUUGCCUCUCAGAAUGAGAACAAUGAGAAGAAGGACAUUCUGGUGUUGGUUGAAAUGGGAAGGACUCUCUACCUCCAGAGCAUGGCACGGAUGGAUUUCUCCAUGUGGUAUGUGGACAUCCAGACCGCUGCGGGAGGGAAAGGGAAUGCACUCAGAGACCAGCAGCUCAGCAGGAAUGGCAUCCCAAUCAUAGUGGACAGCUGCAUAGCCUUCCUCACCCAGUACGGCCUGAGGCACGAGGGGAUCUACAGGAAGAACGGAGCCAAGUCUCGGAUCAAGCUGCUGAUGGAGGAGUUUCGCAGGGACGCGCGGAACGUCAAGCUGCGCAUGGGGGACAACUUCAUCGAGGACGUGACCGACGUGCUCAAGAGGUUCUUCAGGGAAAUCGACGACCCUGUCUUCAUGGCGGACCUCCACCACAUGUGGCAGGAAGCUGCAGUGAUCAGUGAGAAGCUGCAGCGCUUGGACUGCUACAAGAAGCUGAUCUGCAGCCUGCCUCGAGUCAACAGGACCACGCUGGCCGCUCUCAUCGGACACCUGUACAGGGUGCAGAAGUGUGCAGACUUAAACCAGAUGUGCACUAAGAAUCUGUCGCUACUGUUCGCUCCCAGCCUCUUUCAGACUGACGGGAAAGGGGAGCAUGAGGUGAAGAUUAUCGAGGACCUCAUUGAUAACUACCUCUAUGUCUUCGACAUUGAUGAGGAACAGCUGACACAGAUGGAACUGGAGAUCAGUCUGAUCACAACCUGGAAAGACGUGCAGCUGUCCCAGGCAGGCGACCUGAUCAUCGAGGUGUACCUGGAGAAGAAGCUUCCUGAUUGCUGCAUCACCCUCAAAGUUUCCCCUAUGAUGUGUGCGGAGGAGCUGACCAAUCAGGUUUUAUACAUGAGGAACAUCCCAGCCGGGGAUAAAGACAUCUGGCUGACAUUUGAAGCCAUCGAGAGCAGUGAAUUGGAACGACCCCUCCACCCCAAGGAGAAGGUUCUGGAACAGGCCCUGCAGUGGUGCAAACUGCCUGAGCCCAGCUCAGCGUACCUGGUGGUAAAGAAGAUUCCUAAUGGACAAGCCAUCAAAAUCUUUACUGGGUUCCAGAGUGAGAUUGUGAAGAGCGGGGGGCUGAAGUGCCGGGAGGAGCCGCCCAGACUGCUGCAGGGAAACAAGUUCCAGGAGCGCUUCUUCCAGAUCCGCGAUUGCAAGCUUCUGCUGCUCAAGGACAAGAAGAGUAAUAAACCUGAGAAGGAGUGGCCACUGAAAACCCUAAAGGUUUACCUGGGAAUUCGGAAGAAGUUGAAAGCCCCAACACAGUGGGGAUUCACUGUGUUCAUGGAAAAACAACAGCUGUAUCUGUGUUGUUCUGGAGAGUCUGAGAUGUGGGACUGGAUGACAAAUAUCCUCAAGGCUCAGCAUGAUGACCUUCGACCUGCAGUUCUCCGGCGGCACUCCUCUGACCUCUCCAAGCAGAACUUUGGGACGAUGCCCCUGGUCUCCAUUCGUGGAGAUGAAAGCAACAGCACCAUGCUGUCAGCCAAUCAGACUCUGCGAAAGCUACAUGCUAGAAGGACGCUCUCCAUGUUCUUUCCCAUGAAGAUGCAGCAGGACUCGUUUGAGGAGCAGCCCUCGAGCCCUGAGCCGCUGUACGAGGAGGUGGGAGACUUCGGACUCCAGGUGCUCAAGUCUCUGCAGGCCAGUUUCCUCUCGGGCCCCUCGGAGGUCCCUCUCAGCAGGCCGGCUAGCCAGGACCAUAGGAAGACCGGCUCCCUGGACAGGAUGAUCGGCCCCAACCCCGUCAGGACGCUCUGCGUUGAGGGAUCCCAGGGCCUUUCCCAAUCUGCAUCUCUGGAGAGGCUCAGGAGCCCAGACUACAUGGAGCCGCUCGUACUGGAGGACUCCUGCACCACCGACCCAGAGGGGCCUGCCAGGCCUUGCCCCAGAAAGAAUGCCUUAAGCACCCCUUCCCAAGACAAGCUGCUGCAGGAGCUGGCCAAUGUGUUUAUGAAGAAAGGCGAGCCCGGGAAUGCAGCCAGCCAGGCUGGACAGAACAUCCUUUAGGAUUAUAGAAUCCAGUCCUGAGGGUUCUACUUGUGGUGUUCAGAGCUGUGCGGAUUGUGCGGCUUUAUAGCCAUUGAGCGAUAUGUGUGACCGAAACAGAUAUUUUUAAACGGGGAAGUGUUCAAUGGGAGAGCUGCUGGACGUACUGAAAAGGUUGAGAUUAGCCUUCUCCCAACCUUUGUUGGGCAGCCUCCAAAUUUGGUGCCCUUCAUCACUGUCCAGCAAUUCCACAAAGGAACAGUGGGUUUAAAUGCUGCUUCUGGGUGUUGAGUGUUCUAGCAUCAUAACAUCCUUGCUGUUGCCAGGAGCUUUUAAUAUGAAGAAAUAACUGGUAACCUGUUCUGUGACACACACAUACAUGCAUACUUGCUCACAUACAGAUGUAUUACUCUCGAUUACAUUGAGACUACCAGAAUCCAAGUCUAACCCAAACAUAUGAAACACAGAAACAGCAGCAUGUAAAUCAGGAGUAAGGUAAACUUUAGUGCCGGUACUCUAACUCUUUAUGUUGCUGUAAAAAUUGUACCAGAAGGCUAGUCUUUUGAGUUCUUGCAAUAACGUCACGUUGGAAUCUAAAAAAGUCAAAGCAACACACUUUUUAUUUUCAUUUUGCAAACUGCACUUACAUGCUUUGUGUAAAAACCAACCAACCAAAAAAAAAAAAAAAAAAAAAAAAAGUGUAUAUAUUUUAAACGUUGUCCUAUAUAUUCUUUACUGUAGUAACACUGGUAUCUAGAAGUAACACGGUUUGUCGUCAUAUUAAACGGUGCCAUUAAAAUUUUUUGAGUUAA
Molecule: messenger RNA, 6196 nt
Organism: Polyodon spathula (Mississippi paddlefish)
Lineage: Eukaryota; Metazoa; Chordata; Actinopteri; Acipenseriformes; Polyodontidae
Product: arf-GAP with Rho-GAP domain, ANK repeat and PH domain-containing protein 3-like
Exons: 34
Coding region: 246-5405 (1719 amino acids)
Biological process (GO): positive regulation of GTPase activity; signal transduction
Molecular function (GO): protein binding; GTPase activator activity; phosphatidylinositol-3,4,5-trisphosphate binding
Source: RefSeq, a predicted model, not a curated record